Molecule: messenger RNA, 2526 nt
Organism: Menidia menidia (Atlantic silverside)
Lineage: Eukaryota; Metazoa; Chordata; Actinopteri; Atheriniformes; Atherinopsidae
Source: the annotation of a GenBank genome assembly
UUUAAAACGACAGUUUGUGCUUUUAACUUAACUUUCAACUUCGUGACAAGCUCUGCCGCUGCGUUUUCGCCUUCAAAACCAACCUACAGACUCAGACGUUAACGGUGUCCAGUUGUCUUACCAGCAUGCUGUUCUACACGCAACUUUUCACAUCCAAGCGGGGGCCUUUAGCUAAGAUUUGGCUGGCAGCGCAUUGGGAGAGGAAACUCACCAAAGCUCAUGUGUUUGAGUGCAAUUUGGAGUCAACCGUCAGAGACAUCAUCUCCCCAAAGAUGAAAAUUGGUUUGAGGACAUCCGGUCAUCUGCUCGUUGGUGUGGUCAGAAUCUACUCCAGAAAAGCAAAGUAUCUCCUAGCAGAUUGCAGCGAUGCCUUUGUCCGAAUUAAAGUGGCUUUCAGGCCAGGUCAGACAGAUUUGCCUGUGGAGGGGCAAGAGGCCACAAUCAAAGCAAUAACCUUGAUGGAAGAUUUCACUGCUUUUGAUGUCCAGCUGCCACAUCCCUGUGACGUAGAUAUGGUGGACAACUUUACGCUAAACCAGAGUCGGUCAGAGGAAAUAACACUGAAAGAGGAUUUUGGAAAUGGAUUUCUGAGCUUUGCAGACAUUGAUGAGUCACUUGGCCAGACAAAUGGACUGCUGCACAGGAGCUACGAGAGCCAUAUACAACACAGAGACACUUUUGGGGAUGAGGAUAAAGGAUUCGACCUUCUUGAUUUCUUGUCGAACUCCACUGAUCACGCUGAGCCGGCACACUUCUUACUGGAAGAUCUGCCUGACGAAAACCAGCAGAGCUCUGCACCAACCGAUCAGCAUCAGACGGAUGCUGACAGAACGAAUACGACAGAGUCGCAGACUCCCACUCUAAAUGAGACCACCCUGCUUACCAAUGAGAAUGCUGCCUUUACCCUGGAACCUGUGGCUAUCACUCCAAACUCAGUAGGGAAAAGGAUGGAGAGGAGGAAACGCAAGCUGGUGGUGGACCAGAUGAAGGAUCUAAGUUACGACUUCAUCAGAGAGCAGCUUUCUGACUAUUCAGAUUUGGUUUCCCCUUUGGACAUGGCCCCACCGACUGCAGAGCUUAUGCAGUGGAAGGAGGUGGGAGGAGCAGAGAAACUCCUCUCACAGCCGUGUUCCACUGUGGUAAACCCACAGAUAAAGGAGACUAUCAUCCAGGUGAAAUGUCACAGUGUCCGAGAAGAGGCUGAGGUAAUGCGCCGAGAGAGACAAGAGGCUGUCACAGCUCAGGACGAGUUCAUGGUGGACAGCCUCAGUGUUGUGGAUUCGUUCGGCAGCCCGGAGAAAACGCACAACACUCAGCUGACGGCCCUCAGCCACGUGACCAACAACACCGAGACGAGUUCAGAGCUUUCACUGUAUAAAACCAGGUCAGAGUUCACCCACCCAGAUCUCCCCUCAGAGGACUCCAUGCUUGUCCAUCCAUCCGUCUCAGGGCAGGACACUCAGCGGACGUCCCUCCACACCCAGUCAUUGCUGGACAGCCAGGACUUUGAAGAGAGGAGGAUAACCAGGCGGGCGCAGAAGCUCCUGACCACGCUGAAACAGAGCCAGAGUGGCAGUGAGCCCUGCUUCAGCCUGAAGGCUCUGUGUGAUGGAGGCACGCGCUCGCAGGCCGCAGCCACCUUCCUCUGCCUGCUGGUCCUGAGAAAGCAGCAGGCCCUCCACCUGCAGCAGGCCGCACCCUACGAGGACAUCCUCGCCACGCCCGGACCCACAUUCUACCAGUAGCUGGAGGGGGGGUUAGCUUUUUGAUUCUGAGUUGUUUUGGUGUCUGUGUUUGUGGGCAGAUGUCCGUCCUGGUUCUGCUGGGUUCUUCCAAGCGCUUCCGUCUGUUUUUUUUCCUUUAAAUGCAUUUAUUUUUUUAGCCUCAUUUUGUAUUCUCAGAUUCUCAUCUCACAUUCACAUUCCUGCAUGCUCGGUUAAACGGUUUGCUCCUCUUACAGCAGAGGAGUGGCCUCUGGUGCGACGGCUUUCAGCCCAGCUUUCUCCAUUUUCUGUCGUCUUGUAUAGAAGCAAAAGUAACUAAUAUAUAAGCUGAUGUUUUAAAAACCAGAAAUCUUUACCUUGUGUCUCCUUUGUUUUCUUUUGUAAAUGUUUGGGAUACUUAGUGUACGUAACACACGUCAAAUCUGUUCAAAUUCAAUUUUUCUUUCAUUUUAUUUCGCUAUCUAAGGCCAGAGUGGAGCCACUGGUCACCUGCACAGCACUGUGCAGUGACUGCAAGAAUUGGGACGGCUGAUCUUAAAUUAUGCAGAAUUUGGGAAAGGAGCCUGUCUGUGCGGGCUUUGCAGCUCACACCCCGUCACCCCAAGAUAGAAGUGGACCGCAAAUAGAAAUGUCACAUAUUUUUGGAUGGCCUUGAUUGUAAAUAGUGCUUAUAUUUCUGAGUUUGCUUGUGUGCUUUCUCCCUCUUUCUUAUAAUUUGUUACACUGUGUGUCAUUCUGGACGGUGUCUAAAAAUAAAUGCAUUUAUGAAGCGGACUUUAAUGGGGGUUCUUUGUUUUGUUCU